UUAUUAAAAGCAUUCCUUUCAUAAACAAUACGAGCAAUAUGGACACACUGUCAUGAAGCUAAAUCAGAUAGAAGAUUUAGCAUGAGUCAUUUUAUUACAAUAGCCCUUUUAGAUUACUUUCUGUUUAUACCUCAUGUCUACAUUUUUUGGCCUUGGAUCUGAGUAGAUUGUGAAACCCUGAAUGGUUGCUGUGACUGCCUUUUUAUUUAUUUUCUUGUACUUUACACAUUAUUUUAUUUUGUAUAUAUUUUUCUUUUUUAUUUGUCUUUAAAUGUGGAAAAUGAAAAAAAAAUCUAUAAUGGUGUAAAUCACACUUACAUAUUUUCUUAAAAAUAACGAACUAGUCAAGUCAUAUUUGCCAGCAAGAGCUGCCAAAAAAAAUAAGCUUUGUACGUAAUUGUGAAAAUAUUUUGGUCCUCUUUUCCUUGCAGAAUUGUUUUAAUUCAGCCACUUAAGUUUGUGGAAUAUUUUCCCAAAAGAUGUGAUUUAGGAAAAUAUGAGAAUAUGAUGUUUGUAUUAGUUUUUGCCUGGGAAAUAUUCCAUGAAUCACAUUUUUGUUAGAUCUCUUUCAUAAGAAUACUGAUCUCUACAGAGACAAAUAAAUCAGACAUCGCUUUAGAUGUUCUUUUGUGACUUUAGUUAAGUCAUUGGUGCGCUCUGUGGUGUAGCCACUACUUGUCCAUUUGUAGAUAACGGCUUUCAAUCGUUUGUCCUGGAGUCCCAAAGUCUUACAAAUGACUUUGUUUGUCAUCUGUUCUUGAAUAUCUAUAGAUUUGAUGUGUUUCUUUUACCUCCUUAAUUCAGCCUGACAUUAAGUGAUUUCUUAUUGCUAGACAUUAGUCAGAAAUCAAGCCUGAAUUUGACUAAGGAGACUUAACCAAAACAUAAAGUUAAUCCCAAUUAUUAUUAAUUAGUAAGAGGGACAGGGGUGGGGCCUGUUUCUUUAAUAAAUAAAUCAUGAUCAUACUUUUGAUUUUUGCUCAGUUAUCUUUAAUAUUGCAAAGCUGACACAUUUUUAUAACAGUUCAUAUUAUAAACAGUAAUAGAAAUAUUAAUAAUACAAUGUAGCUCUAAACAGAUGGAACUUUCCAUUAGAUCUGACCUCUGUGAUCUUGCAGCUCAUAGCAUUACCCAAUAUAGCUGCAGAAACACACUUCUGCUGUUGGGAGCUCAGUGUGCAGUGUGUUAAUGGAACCAGCUCAUGUGAGACAGAUGAACUGGCAUCUAUUGCCUGCAAUGAGCUAAUGAAGAAGCUGCAUUUGCUUUUCAUUUUCUGUGCUGUCUUCCUUAGUCACAUGGGUUCGUUUAUAGUGCUGAUUGCAACAAGGCUUUGUUGUCAUAGCCACUCACUUCCUUGUGUCUUUAGCCAAACUUGAAAGUCAUUCAUUCACCAAGACCUUUACUCAGUCGGCACUUAAGAAGAGAGGAGCAGCACUGGAGCUUAGAUUGAGAAGACUCACUUGAAGUAACAACAACUGGAGUAAAUCGAGUGGAAAAACAAAGGACCACACCACUUUGUCUCACUUAGAUAGCAGAACACCACUGGAAUUAUCAUCUCAAAGAAAAUAAACAUCUCCAGAGUGAAAAGCUAACCAACGUGUUUUACUACGACCAGCCGGGGGUUCAGAUAAAUGGCUGAUAAAAAAAUCAGUUUGCCUGCCAAAUUGAUCAAUGGAGGGAUUGCUGGGAUUGUCGGAGUGACCUGUGUGUUUCCCAUUGACCUGGCCAAGACUCGCCUGCAAAACCAGCAAAAUGGAUCUCGCCUUUAUACCAGCAUGUCAGACUGCCUUAUUAAGACCAUUCGAUCAGAGGGGUAUUUUGGGAUGUACAGAGGAGCUGCGGUGAAUCUAACACUGGUUACACCAGAGAAGGCUAUCAAAUUGGCUGCUAAUGACUUCUUCAGGCAUCACCUCUCCAAGGAUGGAAAGCUCACUCUGGUCAAAGAGAUGCUGGCUGGGUGCGGAGCGGGUUCAUGCCAGGUCAUUGUAACAACUCCUAUGGAGAUGUUGAAAAUCCAGCUGCAAGAUGCAGGGAGGCUUGCUGCUCAGAGGAAGCUCAUGCCAGAGACGGUGGCAGCAGGAACAGUGGAGACAAAGUCCCCGACAGCCAUGCAGAUCACUAGACAAUUACUGAGGGAAAAGGGUAUUGCUGGACUCUAUAAGGGCCUUGGUGCCACACUGCUCAGGGACGUUCCUUUCUCCAUCAUCUACUUCCCCCUUUUUGCUAAUCUGAAUAACCUGGGGAAGAAAGACGCCGGGGGCACCGCUCCUUUUUACGUGUCGUUCAUAUCAGGCUGCGUUGCAGGAAGCACAGCGGCUGUUGCAGUCAACCCUGUUGAUGUGAUAAAGACUAGACUUCAGUCCCUGACUCGAGGAAGCACAGAAGACACGUACUCUGGAGUGAUCGACUGUAUCAGAAAAAUCAUGCGCAACGAGGGUCCGUCAGCCUUCCUGAAGGGAGCCUACUGUCGCGCCCUGGUCAUCGCACCUCUGUUCGGCAUCGCCCAGGUCGUCUACUUUCUGGGUGUGGGCGAAUAUAUCCUCAGCUUCUUGCCUAAGAAAAACAACUAAGACGCACCUCUCUUCUGCCUUCCCUCCCAUGAUGCAUUACAUCAGCUCCACGAGGAUUCGUCUGAUUCUUAGAGGUUUUUAUUUUUAUUUUUGAUCUCAUUUAUUUUUGUUUUUAAAUUGUUGUGCUGAAUGUUUAAAAAGUUCAGAGGGGAGCCUUUGUUUUGCCAAGAUGCCUGUGGCAGCGCACAAGUUUCCAGUUGGGAAGCUCCGCCACAGCAGCUUUCUGGAAAUCAUGCUACAAACAGAGGUCUGUAAUUAAGUGAUUUUAUUGUACUUUAAAAUAUGAUUGUCAAACUUAGCAAAUUAGAUGUACUGCCCUUGGCUGUAGCUGCUUUACAAGCCAUUCAGUAAUGCUCUUUGGAGGCUUCAUUACCCUUUUAAUGUCAGAACAUCCUGUUUCAUUCAAUGGGAAAUUUCCAUUUUCCACUGACCUAAAUUGAGCAAUAAAGUCAAAAUCUUCUGUUAGAAACAUAUAGAAAAUCUGGUGUAGGCAUGGGCCAGUAUGAAAUUCUCAUGGUAUGACAAAAACCAUGUUAUUACUGGUUUAGACAUAAAUUCUGAAACAAUUCAUAAAAUUCUUUUAAUUUGAAGUUGAAAAUCAAACAAGUAUUGCUACUCCUGCUAAAAUUAUACUACAGUGAGUUAUAAUAUUGUUAAAUAUCAAAUAUUUUAUGAUUAAGAAUAUUCAUAUUUUAUUGAUAAAUGGACACAAGCAAAUAUGCAAGGAUUUAGCUUAUUAUUAUGCAGAACAUAAAUUAUACACAUACUUUUGUGGUUUUGUUGUUUAGAGAGAAACUAUAGGGUCUGAUAAUGUUAUUAGCUGGUUAAUUAGAUAGCUAGCCUGCAGCCGGCUGCUGAACAGACAAGUGACAGGUGGAAAUCAGUUGGCUUUCAUGAACAGCAAAUUUUGUUCUUUCUUGAACACAAGGGCAAAAGAUCAUGGCCUUUUUCAGCUAGCUGACCAACAGCGUGCAGAUUUAGUUUGGGGAGGAGCUUUGAAAAAUGUGUUGUUAUUUCCGGUGCUCCUUCUUGACUUUUAGUUGAAAUAACUGUAAAUCUUCAGUGAGUUUUAAGCUGUAACUUUUUAAAACCAUCAUAAUACAUUGAUUUUAGUAACCAGCCCAUGCCGAAUCUGGAGCUUUAGUGGAUCACUUAAAAAAAAGCCACACAGUUUUUAUGUAAUGAGAGAAUACUAAACAGUGGGAGUCUGGUUCAUGCCAAGUCCCAGGGCAGCGUGUUGAUGCGAUACCAGCUCACUCCCUGUAAUCUUUCCAGGGAAUCCACUUCCCUCUCCCUGUACAGUAAGUGGUUGUAAUGAACUCAGCGGUUCAGCUCUGAGCAGGCUUUGAUUGCCUUGGCUUUUUAAGGAGAUCAGGUUCCAUUUGAUAUUUAGCUUAGCCACAGUGGUUCGACUGUUUGGCCUCCGAGAACAAUGUCUGUUUUUUGUUCUCACACCAUGCAACUUCACACAGUAACUAUGUGUUGCUGAAGUUUAAAUUUGAAACAAAAUCACAGUUGAGUGAUCAACGAGGGGAUUGCUUUUGAGCUUUAAGACCCUUGUGUGCUGAAAUAUUCUGCAAUCUGUGAUUUACUGUGGAUUUCUAGCUGGUCAGACAUCAUGUUGUGAAACCCGUAGGCGCAGACUUAUUGUUUUUCUUUUUUUGUUUGUUUGUAUACACAAGAGUUUGCUCUUCAUUUUCCAGCUUUGUCCAAACUUGCAUUCAGUGGCAGGACCCAAAGAGCUAAUGAAAAACCUUUUCAUUUAUUUGAAAAGUCAGACCAGAGCUCUCUCAGUGAUGUGCGAUUUGUACCAAACAUUUCUGCUUGUUUGCUUUAGAGGUUUUGUUUGCUUUAAGCCACCGGGUGUAAAAAAGAACAGUCCUGUCGUAUCUUGUUUACGCAGCACAACAUUGAGGCGCCCUGCCAUUGGUGUAUUUAGUCGGAGAUCAAGGUGACUUUGAUGUGUACUAUCCAAUCACAUUCCUUCCUUGCUCCCACUGGUCAAGCAGCUCUUCACUUGUUCUGUUGCACUUCUGAUGCAACGUUUUCAGUGUGAUUAAAUUUGUGGGAGUGAGCUUUAUUUAUAGAUAUUCCCUCCUAGAAGCAGUAUGGUGUUUUAUAUUUGUAUGUUUGUUUGUUUUUUUAGUGUUGUAUUGUCUACUUUGUUAUCUAUAUUGUACAUAUUGAGAUGAAAUGAACUCUGUUUUAGAAUUUGUUUUUGUACAUUAUGGCUUAUUUGCACACCUACCUCUCCUCCUCCCCCAUUCAAUCCAUAUUGUGGUAAUUUUAUGUUCGGAACAUCAAAGAUUUUUUUUAUUACUGUGCACCAACACUAGCUGAUCUUCAGAUGAAUUUUUUUUUGGGAGGUGCCAUUUUCCCUGGACUAUGAGUUGAAUCUGUGGGUUCAGCCAUUUGUUGUAACACAGGACCAAAUGAAGAAUCUAACUGCUGAAGUUUAAUUUCAAGUGAAUGGCAUAAUGAUAAAUAAAUGCACAUGGAGGAAGACGAGCUCGAAGGAAGCUGUUAUGUCAACGUCUGAAUGGUGCGUCUUCUAUGAGGCUGCUGCAAUAUAUGAGAGGCUGCACUAAAAACCGAGGCGGCUAAACUCAGCCUCUCUCCACGUCUUACUGUAACCGAAAGCCAUAAAUCAGGGAGGAGACCGCUAGACACCAAGUGGAACCUUUCAACAGUGGAAGCAGACAAUAGGGAGGUGAAAAGGGCAAAAAGACCCACCAACUCAUUUAAACUUGCCUUUAUUAUUAAUAUUAUUUUCUUUGACAUUCCGACUUGAUUUUUUAUGCAUUUCUGUUCAGAAAUUUAUAUGCAGUUAUUGGGAUGGAUUUAAUUUAACUUUUCUUUUUCCAGGUUGGAGAGAUGAUACUUUGUACAACUAUGGUUUUUAAGAACAAUAAUUGGGUGCUUAGUAUAGGUAUGGGUCUAAAUCCACAUAGGGUCAAAAUUAUACAUUGCAUUGGUUAAAUGCUCCAUGAGACAAGCAGCAAAGCAGACCCUUACAAAAAAAAAUCCCAUAAAAAUCCCAUGUGCCACAUGAAAGCCACACAUGUGGUUCGCACAACUUUUCACAUAUGAAUCACAUGUGAAAGCACAUGUAUAUGUGAGUUUGGAACAUUUUGUGGUAUGCACAUGAACUAAGGCACAUGUGAUGCACAUGGGAUACACAUGUGAUGUCCAAGGGAAAAACAUGGGAAUCACAUGGGUUUUUACCACAAAAUAUUCCAAAAUCACAUGUAAACAUGUGAAAAUUUGUGUGAACCACAUGUGCUUUUUUAUGAGGUACAUGAUUUUCAGAUGUGAUUUUUACAUGUAAAAUGAAUGAGAUUUCUUAUUACAUAUUCAGUAUAAUCACCGAAUCUUCACAAACAAUCUGAUCAGAUGUGGUGCACAUGUGUGAAAUAUGUGAUCACAUGUGAUACCAUGUUGAAUAAACCAUGGAUCACAUGAACAAAAUGUAGAAAAUGAGAGCCACAUGUGGAACAUGGGAUUUUUUUGAAAGGGGACUCUUAGCAUGAUGCUGCCUUGGUGCUAUCAGGGAUGUCACAUUGACUCCACCGAGCCUUUUUUUUAGUGUUGUGAUAAAACUAUACAUUUCUGGAAAGGCCUUGAUAUCAACUCUACUAAAGAUAUGAGAGUAAUUCUUUAAUGUGGGAACUUAACAAGCCAAUAAGAACAUUGAUCAGAUAUCUAGAAUUAUGCCUGAAGCUUGUUGAAGGUCUUCGAAAACAUCUAAGUGACUCAAGACAUUUUGCCAAAUAUACAUAAUGAGAAACAGAGAAAAUUCACGCUGUUUUAAAAACUGUAAAACUAGUUUUGAGAUGUAUUAUUGUUCCAACCUGGAAAAGAGAAGAGCUGAAAUGCAUCAUUAAAAGCCCAACGUUAAACAUUUCUGCUCUAAGUAGGUGAAUGUAAAGUUCUGUCCAGAACCCGUAUGCUGUGAUUAUGGUGAAAUGAUCUGUUGUAGUGUUGUUGAUAUUACUGCUUGAUUUAUUUUCAAACCUCAUCCCUCCUCCUUCUCCCUCUUUAGAUUGUUUUCAUCAGUUUUCAGCUGAAUCUUGAAAUUCUUCUUGCUUUCUUUUGUUUUGUUUUUUAUGCACCUGUGAAUUGUUUCACCGACCUUGUGCAUUUGGUUGUGUAUGUGCGUGUGUGUUAGUGUUGCGUCUGAUAGUGUAGUGCUGUAGUUGAAGUGUAGUUGUUGGUGUGCUAUGGUUUCUCUUUUUUUUCUCUCUCUGUUUACUCUCUCUGUGUGUUUUAUUUUUGUCACAAUCCUCUGCCAGUAUGCAGGUUGUGUGCAGAGAAACUUCUAAAAACACCAAAUGUACUAUUCGGAGUGUGUACAAUCGAGAAAGCACAAGGGACUUUUAGGUAUAAGAUAGCACAUGUUUCUCUCUAAAUACUCCACAAGCUGUUUUGGAGAACAUGUAUCAAAGUGAUUUAUUUCUUUGAAUCUGUUGCUAUGAAUUCCUGUAUAAAAGAAACAUAUUUAUCUGCAGUGCUAGUCAGAACUUUGCGUGCACUCAUCAAAUCAUUACACUUAAUUAUUUGAGUUGAGGUUUUGCCUGGAUUCCGAAAGGUAGUGAUGCAUUGUCAUUUGGGUGCACAAGUUUGAAUUCAAUUUGAUUAGGUGACAUUUUUAAACCUUUAUUUCUGUUAAUUGUAAAAGUUGAUGAAAGAUUGUCCUUUAAUUUCUUGCAAGAUUAGAACAUUACAUUGGACCAGUACAAAAUGAAGGUGAACUACUUGCAGUAAUCAGACGUCUGGCUGAAAUCUAAGUGUUUUUGACUAUUUUAACAGACACAUUAAAACUGUUUUUUAAAGAUGUACAGCAGGUUAAUGUUAAGUUUUUAGAAAUCCUUGACCUCAACUAUAUAGAAAUUUUUUUUGCAGUGCUAAUCUUGAAAUUAAAUAAACAUUUAAUGACAUUGAUUUGACCAUCAUCAAGAAGUGAGGUCAAAAAUCUAGGCAGAAACAUGUCAGACGCUAUAACAGUCAUGCUGUCAAGGUGCAAGUAGCGAAGAAGAUAAUGGGACUCAAAUGUAAAUUUUUUCACCCUGUGUGGGCUAGAAAAACAAUCCAUGAUAAAUUCAAACUUGCUGUUUUUAAAAGACUUUAAAGUUGUAUAAUUACUCCUCCAUGUGCAAAGAUUAGUUUCAGUUAAUCAGAAAGCGUACCCAAAUUAUUCGGAGUGUAUGCAAACAUCUGACCAGCACUCUGUAUUUAUCUAUGUCUGUAAACCUAGAGGGCUGAGACAGAGACCCAUAUGAUAGUGUCCACUAUGUUAGCUAUAAGCAGUAAGCCACAAGAUGUAUAUCGCCUACAUAUUCUAUAUGAAUCAGAUAUAAGAAUGUAAUAUUAUGAGAUGUAUUAUAAUUAUUGUGAAGAGUUUAUAACAUUUUAAUCUAAAGAUUUGUGCUUUACACUUUCACUGAACAAUUCAUGAGCCAGCUUACUGUUAUGCAAUAAGUAGCCACACACACUUGGUCAUUAAGAGAGGAGGCACUGAAUACAAUCAUGUAAUCACAGCAUCAAUACACACAGAGAGUAUUAUUAUUGCAACCAUGAAGCUCAGAGGCCGUUUGGACUCUGCGCUCACCUCACCGCCCUUGUUCUCUUCCUCCAAGAGGAACUGUGCAAUGAAGCACUUUAAAAAACGAGGACCCCCGCCUUCGAUCUGCUAAGCCUCUCUAUCACAGAGGCCGUUUAUGAGGUAGUGUGGUGAAAGGCACAGUUGUCUGUUAACAUUUGUCUGCAACGCAGUGGAAAAGAAAAAAAAAUGUGUUCUGUGUCACAAUUUACUGUUCAAUAAACUGACUGUCCUUAAA
Molecule: messenger RNA, 8407 nt
Organism: Poeciliopsis prolifica (blackstripe livebearer)
Lineage: Eukaryota; Metazoa; Chordata; Actinopteri; Cyprinodontiformes; Poeciliidae
Gene: slc25a22a
Product: solute carrier family 25 member 22a
Exons: 11
Coding region: 1632-2570 (312 amino acids)
Biological process (GO): aspartate transmembrane transport; malate-aspartate shuttle; L-glutamate transmembrane transport
Molecular function (GO): L-glutamate transmembrane transporter activity; L-aspartate transmembrane transporter activity
Source: RefSeq, a predicted model, not a curated record